This is a messenger RNA of Arabidopsis thaliana (thale cress), 1829 nucleotides long. RefSeq names its product RNI-like superfamily protein. NCBI's taxonomy places the organism in Eukaryota, Viridiplantae, Streptophyta, Magnoliopsida, Brassicales, Brassicaceae. The coding region runs from base 276 to 1493 and encodes 405 amino acids. The record is from RefSeq and is marked reviewed. The transcript has 2 exons.
CAAUGAUAAGACGCAUUUCUUUGUACCAAAUGUCAAAUUUCCUGAAUUGCCCAUCCACCGAACAUGGACUCAUUUCAGAAAUGAGGAUCUUUGGGUCAUUUUCUCAAUAUCUGGUGUUGCUUUCCUUGUACCACACGAUCCUUAUAGCUCAUCAUCUAAUGGCCAUUUAAUCCGCCAGAGAAGAAGAAGAAGAAGAAAAUAGAUUAGGGUUUUUCAUUCCAGAAUAGCCCUAAUCCAAAUUCGAAAUCUUUCUUCUGAUUUUGAUCUUUCCGAUCAUGUCAUCGGUCUGUGUUAACGAAGCAUUAACCGAUGACGAGCUGAGAUGGGUAUUGUCGAGACUAGACAGUGAUAAAGAUAAGGAAGUGUUUGGUUUGGUCUGCAAGAGGUGGCUAAAUCUGCAGAGUACCGACCGGAAGAAGCUAGCGGCACGUGCUGGUCCACAUAUGCUCCGCCGUCUCGCUUCUAGGUUCACUCAAAUCGUCGAAUUGGAUUUGUCUCAGUCAAUUUCUAGGUCCUUUUAUCCAGGAGUUACUGAUUCUGACCUCGCUGUUAUCUCUGAGGGAUUCAAGUUUCUCAGAGUUCUUAAUCUUCACAACUGUAAAGGUAUUACAGAUACUGGAUUGGCCUCAAUUGGAAGGUGUCUUUCUUUACUGCAGUUUUUGGAUGUAUCAUAUUGUAGAAAGCUCUCAGAUAAAGGAUUAUCAGCUGUUGCAGAAGGCUGCCAUGAUCUAAGGGCAUUGCAUUUAGCGGGUUGUCGUUUCAUCACCGAUGAAUCGUUGAAAUCACUCUCUGAGAGAUGCCGUGAUCUCGAAGCUCUGGGGCUACAAGGCUGCACCAAUAUCACUGAUUCAGGUCUUGCUGAUCUUGUGAAGGGAUGCAGAAAGAUAAAAUCUUUAGACAUUAAUAAAUGUAGCAAUGUUGGAGAUGCUGGAGUUUCGAGCGUGGCGAAAGCUUGUGCAUCUUCCCUCAAGACACUCAAAUUGCUGGACUGUUACAAAGUCGGGAACGAAUCUAUAUCGUCGCUGGCGCAGUUUUGCAAGAAUCUGGAAACUCUGAUAAUCGGUGGAUGCAGAGAUAUCUCUGACGAAUCUAUCAUGUUACUGGCAGAUUCCUGUAAAGACAGUCUCAAGAACUUGAGGAUGGAUUGGUGCUUGAAUAUAUCUGACUCUUCCCUUAGCUGCAUUCUCAAGCAGUGCAAGAACUUGGAGGCUCUAGAUAUUGGUUGCUGUGAAGAGGUCACAGACACUGCUUUCCGGGAUUUAGGGAGCGACGAUGUUUUGGGAUUGAAGGUUUUAAAGGUUAGCAACUGCACGAAGAUCACAGUAACAGGGAUAGGCAAGCUUUUGGACAAAUGCAGUUCCCUGGAGUAUAUAGAUGUAAGGUCUCUUCCACAUGUGACAGAAGUGAGAUGCAGUGAAGCUGGUUUGGAGUUCCCAAAAUGUUGUAAAGUUAACUUUUCAGGUAGUUUAACCGAGCCAGAUGUUCUGCUUUGAUCGUUGCUGUUGGGAUCUCGUUACUUGUCUGUUGGGAAAUUCUGGUAACCCUAAACCUUCUGUGAUCUCUCUAUCUGUCUCGUGUAUGGGCACACUCAUAGCUUAUAGUUCAUCAGUGAGUCUUCUCUCAAGCUCUUGUAUAUUUUUGUGCAUUAAAUAUUUGGUUGUAGCGGCUGCUUGAUUAUUCUUCAGUUGCUUUGCAAAGUGUGUGUAGUUGUUGUUGAACCUGCUUCUCCUUAAGAGUAAAAAAAGGUCAGCACUUGAUAUUUGUAAACUCUGAUUCUCAAUGUACUGAUUUCUUAAUACUUGAUUCAUCCCAUUACACUUCUUUUGACA